AUGGCCGACUCGGAUCCAGAGUAUGAUGCCGGCUCGGACGAUGAUGUUCGAGUCAACGGGGCCAGCUCUCGGUCGAUGGCCUCUAGGCCUAAAGGACGCGAGAGAGCGACGUGGGAAGCGUCAGCUUCUCGAAACUGGGAGCUGCAAGAAGGCGCAGACGGUGACAUUGAAGGCGUGUAUGCUGGUAGGGAGGAAGCGGAGAAACGAAAGAAGCUCCAUAAAGAUACGACUCCUCUCCAGCGUGGUAUCAUUCGGCACACGAUUCUGAUGAUAGACUUGUCAUCGGCCAUGACAGAGAAGGAUCUUCGGCCGACUAGGCAUCUUCUCACCAUGACAUACACGAUCGCAUUCAUUCGAGAAUACUUUGAGCAGAAUCCAAUAUCCCAACUUGGUAUACUUGGUAUGCACGACGGCCUAGCGAUCAGAGUGAGUGAUAUGUCGGGAAACCCAAACGACCAUAUCAACGCCAUCAAAGUCCUGCGAGGCACCGAUCCGAAAGGCAACCCUUCUCUGCAAAACGGUCUCGACAUGGCUCGGGCGGCACUGUAUCAUACUCCAUCUCACGGCACACGGGAAGUCGUAAUCAUUUUGGGUGCUUUACUCACCUCGGAUCCCGGCGACAUCCACGACACAAUUAAGGCCUGCAUCAAGGACAAGAUUCGGGUCAACAUCAUCGGUCUUGCAGCACAGAUGCACAUUUGUGCAGAGAUCUGCCGCAAAACCAACCAAGGCGAUGAGAAUUGCUACAAUGUUGCACUUGAUGAGGUGCACUAUCGAGAACUGCUGAUGGGCAUCACAACACCCCCAGUCGUACGUGCUUCAGAUGCCGAAGCUCAGAAGCGGAACCAAGCUGCCCUCCUGAUGAUGGGAUUUCCCUCUCGUAUCGUCGAGGAGAAAGCUACCCUGUGUGCAUGUCACGGAAACUUGACACGCGGCGGGUACCUUUGCAGUAGAUGCAAAGCGAAGGUCUGCAAUCUGCCUGCUACAUGUCCAACAUGUGACUUGACGCUCAUCUUAUCCACGCACUUGGCCCGCUCAUACCAUCACUUGUUUCCUCUCCAGAAUUGGGUGGAGGUGUCAUGGGAGCGAGCUCGGCAGAAAGGUAGCACACAAUGCUAUGGCUGUCAAGCACCGUUCCCUGCAGUCCCUCGAGCGUCAGAUGGCGCGAACGGAGAGGCUCACGAAAAGACGAGGACUCGCGUUGAAGGUGCUUCCGAAUCCAGCAGAUACGAGUGCGAGACAUGCGAGAACCAUUUCUGCAUUGACUGUGAUGUCUUCUGCCACGAGACAGUCCACAACUGCCCCGGAUGCCAAAGCAACGCGCACUUGCCAGGCGUGGAAGCUGCCAAUGGUGCUUGA
Molecule: messenger RNA, 1359 nt
Organism: Zasmidium cellare ATCC 36951
Lineage: Eukaryota; Fungi; Ascomycota; Dothideomycetes; Mycosphaerellales; Mycosphaerellaceae
Exons: 2
Coding region: 1-1359 (452 amino acids)
Biological process (GO): regulation of transcription by RNA polymerase II; DNA-templated transcription; nucleotide-excision repair
Cellular component (GO): transcription factor TFIIH core complex; transcription factor TFIIH holo complex
Molecular function (GO): zinc ion binding
Source: RefSeq, a predicted model, not a curated record